CCUCUCAGCAGUCAAGUCGAGGGGGAUGUGAAGGAGGAGAUCCUGCAGCCUCCAGAGCCCCGCCCCGUGCCCCCUAUCCUCACCCCGUCUCCCCCCUCCGCCUUCCCCACGGUGACCCAAGUCCGCCAGGACAACGACCGCUACCACCCCAAACCUGUCAUCCACGUCCUGGCCCAGGCCCAGCAGAACCACAACCCCCACAAUGCACAGGGGCCCGACCUCAACGAGAACUACAACAAAUCGGGCUCAGACAGCCUCCAAGCGCCCGAGAAGCCCCCCUUGACCCCGUCCUCCCCCUCGCCGGGCGACGGGGGAGAGAAGCGUCUGGAGAGGAAGCUGAGCAUCGAGAUCAAGAAGGUUCCACUGCAGGAAGGCCCUCGGAGCUUCGACGGAGGCAACCUUCUGCAGCGUAGCCACGCCUUCAAGGCCCGCCCCUCCAACAGCGUCUCCUUUUCCGAGGACUCGGGGGCGGGGGAGAAUCUACCUGGGGGGCAGAGCCAGUCCGGGGGGAGGGGCAGCCCCGUCCCCCUCCGGCCCAAUCACCUGGCCCUGAAGGGGGAGAAGGCGGGGCAUGCCACUUGGGCCACGCCCCCCGGUCUAGAGAAGAGUCCGACCACACCUGAAAAGAACCGUGUGCGAGACCCCGCCCCCCAGACCUGUGGCUCCGCCCCCGUCAGGACUGCUCUGAGCUUCACCAAUCCCCUCCACUCAGACAACUCCGACGCGGAAGGGGAGGGCGAGGCCAAGGGUUUGAGAAACACUGCCCCCACUCCCACCUCAUGUAGUGUCUCUACGGCGACGGCAACGGUUUCCAAGGCGCCACAUCAUAGCGACCAGAUGCCCAGCAGGAAGGUGUGGCCGAUGUCCAUCGCCGGGCAGAACGUCUCCAAGACGCCGUCGCCAACGGUAACGCAAUCAGACAGUGACGAGGAAUCCCCUCCCCCCCUCCCUGAGAGAACCCCUGAGUCCUUCAUACUGGCCACAGACCCAACAGAGGUGAGGUUAUUGGGGGCUGUGGAGCGGAGUGAUGCAGGGGAGAGGGCUGGACCAGGACCAGGGCCAGGGCCAGGAGCUAGCAUGGGGUCUCCUCUUAGAUCACAGAAAGACAUGUCCGGAGAGAGACGGGACAGUAAGAGCGUGUCUGACACCGCGGGCAGGGUGGCCCUGUCUGGCCCCGUCACCUCUGGGGUCACAGCAGCAGAGAGCAAGGCCACAGAGACGGGGUUCGGUAGGCGAUCCACACAACCCAAAGGCCCCAGGGAGCCCCCCUCGAAGUGGACAUGACGACCCCCCCAUCCCUCCUCUCCUCACAUGCUAAAACCUCAAAGCCCCACUCUCCCCCCUCACCUACACGCUCCUUUAAGUGCCACUGUAUCCCAGGGAGGAGGCCACUGAAUGCUGUUCCAUCCUUUCAUCGACUCUCCCUCCUUCCUCCUGAACUGCCACCCAUCUGCAGAGCAACAUGCUUGAACUACCCAGGGUGCAGCGCUCCACCGGUGCGCUGUACUCUCGCUGGUUGCCAGGGGCUCUCUCUCUGUGUCUGUGUGUGUGCUGGUGCUAUUCUUCUAAUCGCCGUAGAAACAGAACUCUUGGAGCGGACUGUUCCAGUUAUGCAUCACUACCAAGUCGGCAAUGUUGGAUGUUCCUGCCUAGUCCCCUUGGUUCCUAUUGGAGUCGUUUGUGUUUCUCUCCUUCUUUGCUGGGACCAUGUACCUGCCUUAUCCUUCAGGAGAAAGA
Molecule: messenger RNA, 1737 nt
Organism: Osmerus eperlanus (European smelt)
Lineage: Eukaryota; Metazoa; Chordata; Actinopteri; Osmeriformes; Osmeridae
Product: tyrosine-protein phosphatase non-receptor type 12-like
Exons: 5
Biological process (GO): peptidyl-tyrosine dephosphorylation
Cellular component (GO): cytoplasm; nucleus
Molecular function (GO): non-membrane spanning protein tyrosine phosphatase activity
Source: RefSeq, a predicted model, not a curated record